AUGUCGUUGGAGUCGGUGUUGGAACAACAUCACAUAUCGAGGGAGACAUUGGGAAGCGAACGACUAGACACAACUUCAGUUGAUGCGUUAAGUCAACUUCCAGUGCAUGCCCAACAGUUUACAAAAGUCAAUGCCUCUUACGGGUUUGUCCUAGAAGCAGCCAUUCGGACUAACUCCCCACCAUUAUGUGAACCGGAUAAUAUUGAUAGUCUUUUGGAGGUUAUCGUGACUGAAUUGCAAGAUGUCAAUUGGUUCAAGUCUGGUAGUGAGCAUCACCACCAUUAUUACUAUUAUCUUCGAGUCUUGCGUGAGAUACUAUUGAUUAAGGAUGAUGUUCUUCCAUCUCCAAACAUAAUAGCAGCGUUGGCCAUCCACAGCGAUGCCGAGUGUCCCUGGGGAUCCGUCUGCGACAGUGAAAUAGUGGACAAGACCAUGGAUAAGUUAAAUGCCGUUAAUUUGUCCCACUUUAUAAGGGAAAAGGUCACUCCGGCUUGUGCUCAACUAUCGAAACUUGAGAAACAUACCAAGAAGCAAUAUCAACAACUAUCCGGAAGUUUGCGUCCUCACUUAGGAUUUGGCAGUGGGGUUGGGGUUACCCAGAAUGAAGAAUCCAUUAGAAGUCAAUGGUACAACUCCAAAAACGUAGCGGCCAUCUCCAUGAUCUGGUUCUUAAUCAAAUACAUAAAGGACGAUCAGGAAGACAUGUUGGAAACGAAUUGGUUUAUUAUCACUUCAUUCAUACUUAACCUUACGGAUGAUACCAAUGUGGAGUUCAAAUUGGUUAGUUGUAGACUACUCAAUGAAUUUUUGGAAGUUAUUGGCGGAGACUUCUUGAAGAAAAGAGGUUUAAUUGAACCCUUUAUUAAGUCAUUCACUCCAAACUUAUCAUAUAUUCCUUCCCUUACUCCUGUCGGUGAUAGUUUACGACUUUUACCUCCAAGUUACACUGUUAUUUGUGAGUUAAUCCAAUAUUCCAGUCACAGUCGUCGAGACUUUUUAGAAUUGAUAACUUCCAAAGUACUUUUCUCCAUUAAUCAUGUGAGGGGUAAUAAUAAUAAAGAUGCUUCUGAUGUUGUUGUAUUAUUACUUGAAGAGUUACGGAGAUUAAUCACCGAUUAUGUUGAGCAAGAUAUUCUAGUUUUGCUUUCCAGAAUAAACUUUGUUCUUAGUCAAUUGAUAAUUGAUCCCAUUGAGCAUGAUCCAAGGGUAAUUGUAGCUGCACUUCUAACCCAACAAGCCAUUCUACAACAAUUCGUCAACUCCGACAAAGAAGCUGAAUUACUUGUGUAUGACUAUCGAUUUGACUUCAUGGGUGCUUGGACCGUUCUACUCAAACGGAAGUCAGCUUCCACUAAAGAGCUUUUAGAUAUUAUAAAGGACACUAUGGAUUUACUAUUUCAAUACGCUAACUCAUUAAACCAAGUGGAAACCUGGCAUCUGGAGUUAGACACAAUCAAAUUGCAUGCAACGCAACAACUACAAGAAAUUAUAUCACAGCAGGAGUAA
Molecule: messenger RNA, 1506 nt
Organism: Lizanozyma spartinae
Lineage: Eukaryota; Fungi; Ascomycota; Pichiomycetes; Serinales; Debaryomycetaceae
Exons: 1
Coding region: 1-1506 (501 amino acids)
Source: RefSeq, a predicted model, not a curated record